GUUUGCAUUUUUAAACCCUCUGAGGACGCUCCUCUGCAAACGGCUCCAUCUCUCGGCAGUAGCCGUUGACGGCUCUUCAGUGACGGAUUGAGUCCGCUGUACCAUUUCCUUUCCCCUUUUAAUUUUAUUUGGGACAAACGAGAAGGAGUGCAAUCUCAGGCCUCACCAUACUCAAUGAGCGGACAGCGCAAUGUCAGAGCGCUCUGGGCAAACUGCAAAGGGGAAGGAAGGCAAAAAGUAUGCGUCCCUCAACCUGUUUGAUACGUACAAAGGAAAGAGCCUCGAAACACAAAAGCCUGUUGUUACCCCCCGCCAUGGCCUGCAGUCUCUUGGUAAAGUUGCCUCCGCGCGGCGUAUGCCCCCUCCUGCCAACCUGCCCAGUCUGAAGGCAGAAAACAAAGGCAACGACCCAAACGUCUCGCUCGUCCCUAAAGACGGCACAGGAUGGGCAAGCAAACCGGAACAAGCAGACCCAAAGAGUACCGAUGCAUUGUCAUCAGCGCAGCCGGAGCCGCAGCCGCCUGUGGCUUCACCGAUGCCUGCUCCGACCCAACCGAGAACUCCCCCGGUCCCAGAGGCGCCAGCAGACAAGGCGAUUGCUCCGGCUCCAGUCCAGGCCGCAGGGGCAAGAUCCUGGGCUCAGGCCAGUGUUACACAUGGAACACCAGGGGACGGUGGAAAGGCAUCAAACCUACCGUCGCCGUUCUCUCGAGAGGAGUUUCCCACCCUGCAGGCGGCUGGAGACCCGGACAAAGCUGGCAAAGAACAGGCCACUGCAGAUCAGUGGUAUGGGCCCGGACCAAGCCUCCGCCCCCAGAACGUUACAAGCUGGCGGGACGGUGGGGGCCGGGCUCUGACCCUCACUGGGGAGGGGGCCGCGGAGGGGGGCUCUGGAGGGGCUCUGGUCAUGGACGGGGCAGCGGGGGUCCCGCCUCAGAACCAGACCCAUGGACCUCAGAGGAACCCUCCGGCUGGCAGUCCCGCCAUGGCCCUGCCCCAGCCCCCUGUAGGGCCGGGCUUCCCCGCAUACAGAGGAAUCAUGCCUCCAUUCAUGUAUCCUCCUUAUUUGCCCUUCCCGGGCCCCUAUGGUCCUCAGGGGCCCUAUAGAUACCCGCCGCCAGGUGAAGGGCCUGCCCCCAGGUUUGCUCGAGGCCAGGGUCCGGACAGGGCUCAAGGCCCCCGUGACACAGAGGCAGUGAAGCGGCCCUCCAUCCUCAAACAGGAUGACCUGAAGGAGCUGGAUGAGCUGGACCAUGACAAUGACGAGGGCUGGGCAGGAGCACAUGAGGAGAUAGAUUACUCUGCAAAACUGAAGUUCAGUGAUGAUGAAGGAGAGGAAGAGGUGGAGGAGGACAGAGCUGACAAAAAGAAUGACUCUCAUGAGCAGAGGCCCCAAGACACCCCUCCGGCUGCAAGUCGCUCUCGAGCUCUGGAGAACAAUGACCUGCGACACACCCCUCCCUCUAACGCCGACAACGGCCCCCUGCCCCCGCCUAGUAAAGCUGCCUGGGCCGAGGAGGGGGGCAGCGGCUGGGGGGGAUCAGGAGCUCCACCAAACUUCCAGGACCGGUCGCUGAACCAAGGAGGUGUUCUGGUACCAGGUAAAACAGGCCCCCCUCCUCACCCCCCUGCAGCUGGAGGCCCCCCUCCACAGGCCCUCCUGGUCCACGGGCCGCAGGGCGAUGAUGAGGAUGAGACCUGGCGUCAGCGCAGGAAGCAGUCAUCCUCUGAGAUUUCUGCAGCAGUGGAACGAGCCCGCCGCCGUCGCGAGGAAGAGGAAAGGCGUAUGGAGGAAGAGCGCAGAGCUGCCUGUGCUGAAAAACUGAAACGACUUGAUGAGAAGCAGCAGCAGCAGGGUCCCAGCGGCAGUAAGACCCCCAGCCUCGACGGGACGUCUACUGCCGCCACAGCAGGCAGCCCCAGCCCCUCGCUGUCCGCCUCCUCCCCCAACACCAGCCAGCCACCCUCCCCCUGUGUCGACCCCGAGGAGCCCCCCCUGCCUCCAUCUGCUGGACCGGGCCCUCUAGUUAUCGAGAGGCAGAGGGCCAGUAGCAACAGCAGCUAUGACUCUGGGGCAGAUGUGCAGCAGUGUUCGCCAGCACCAGUGGCGCAGCCUCAGCAGCCUGUCCUGGAAAUGCCUUUACCAGAGGCUAAAGAAGAGCCCAUCAGAGAUGCUCACGUCCGAGGAGGUGAACGCGACCAAGUGAAGAUGGAGGUUAUGGGAGGAGGUCGACAGUCUGGUCCCCCGGGACAAGGCUACUCCAAAUACCAGAAGUCUCUGCCUCCGCGCUUCCAGAGGCAGCAGCAGGAGCAGCUCCUGAAGCAGCAGCAGCAGUGGCAGGCGUCUCAGAGCCAACUGUCCCCUCAGCCCCAGGGCCCUGCCCCUCAGCAGGGACCAGGCCCAAAGCAGGGUCCCAUGUACCAGCCAGGGAAUAUGGUGCGCCCCCCUCCUCUGCCCAUGAACUUUGACCCUCGCUGGAUGAUGAUGCCCUACAUGGACCCUAGAAUGAUGCAGGGCCGUCCGCCUCCCAUGGACUACUACUCCGCGGGUAUGCACCCCUCUGGCCUAAUUGGACGUGAACGGUCUGAUUCAGGGGGCUCUGGCUCAGACCCCUUUGACAGGCAGCAGCACCAGGGGCAUCCUCAUCGUGGGACUCCUCCCAUGGACCCUAAACUGGCCUGGGGUCCGGAGGUGUUCCCCGGAGCACCAGAAGGUCGUAGCCUCACAUCUCCUUUAAGGCAGAAACAGCCCCUGGAUGAGGAAGAAGUGACCAAGGGACCCAGGAGUGACACUCCCCCACAUCGCAUGCGUGAGGUUGGUUUGGGCCCUAUUCAGCAGCCAAACUCCUCUGGAACAUCCAACCAAACACCACCUCCGGUUGGGUCGCAGGUUGGAGGACAUCCACACCACUACAUGAGCGGACGGGGCAAUUAUAGCAACUUCCCUGAUCAGGGAGGGAGGCUGCCUCAUCCACAGCAGCGCGGCUCAGAGAGGGGCUUCGGCCACCAGGAUGAGGGUCCUACUCGAGGGGUGCAGCAAGGACAGAUCUGGGGAGCUCAACAUUUCGACCGCAACGGGCGCCCAGAGCACCCCUCCGAAAACACCCCUCACAUCCAACAGCCACACUUCCCUAUGCACCACAAGAACGACAGGGACCGGGACAGGACCAGCGAGGCCCCAAAGAAGAGCGACGCCUCCCCCCCGCUUCACCCUGCUCUGUCCUCAUCCUCCUCCUCCUCCUCCACAUCGACCCGGGACGAUGGGACCAAAGGCCUGCACCCACAACCCGCCCCCAGGGAUGACCAUAGUGAGCGUAGCAGUGGUCCCACACACCCAAAACAGGACAAACAAGGCCCUGCCUAUGCGCCUCACUCGGCCACCAGCCCCCCACCAACCCAGGCCCCACAGCAGCACCCACAGCAGCACCCACAGCAGCACCCACAGCAGCACCCACAGCAGCACCCGCAGCAGCACCCUCAUCCCAAAACAAACCAAAGAGGCCCUCGGGAACACAAAACUGAGACGCAGUGGGGCCCGAGACCGAGCAGUGGUGCCCCAGUGGGUCAUGGCCGGAGGGGUAACAGAGAUGAGCAUGGUCCUGAGCAUAAACCCCCCCAACAAACCGGAGGGAACCCCAACAAACGGGCCGGUCCCAUCAAGAAACCGGUUCUCAAAGAAAUUAAAAAAGAAGAAGCUGAAGGAGAAAAGUCAAGCUGUGGCAAAGACAAAGAGCAGGACGGAGCUGCGUCUGCCCCCCCAGUAUCUCAGAAUUCACCUGCCCCAAAAGAGGACACAAACCAUAAACCAAGAAACACAGGAAAAGAGCGAUCAUCCGGACGAGGUCCCAAAGAUGCUGAGCUCUCCUCCUCUGGUCUACCCAGAAGGGAGAGGGAGCGCUCCUUUGAGAGGUCUGCCCCACAUGGAGGUGCUUCCAAAGGUAGAGGCGGCCGAGGGCGUGGAGGAGAGUUCUACGGCAGAGGGCGAGGCUAUAGAGGUUCGUACACGGGCAGUGCAGGUACAGGAGGGCCAUCCCGUGGAAGGAUGAGUGGCCGCAGCGGCAGAGACUACCGCUCUUCUGUGGGGCACCAUCCAGACUCAAAGGGGGAGGGAGCAGGGCAACCCAGGCCCGACCGGUCCCAGCAUAAUCCUGCCAGAGCCCGCAACAGGAGCGAAACCCGCAGUGAGGGCUCGGAGUACGAGGAGAUCCCCAAAAGAAGAAGAGAGAGGGGCUCCGAGACGGGCAGCGAGAGCGGCACCAGUGGCCCCUCAGACAAAGAGGACCAUCCCAAACCAUCCAAGAACGGGCCAGAAAGUAGUGUACCCCUCUCUGCCCCGCCCAGAUCCAACCAGACCAGAGUGUUCACCCCCCGAGGUGUGCCCUCCCGCCGAGGCAGAGGCGGCAGCAGUGGGGCAAACAUGUACCGCGGCAGUGGCAACCUUGGGGGUCCCGUUGGAGGGCACCGGGUUGGUCCCAUCUCUGCCUCACACGGCGGACCUAAGUCUGCCUCAGGCCGCAGGCAGCAACAGCAGGGUCCAGCACCAGCGCCCAAAGAUACGGGACGGGGAGCACACUCAGAGAAGAAAGAGAAGACGAGUGACGGAGGCCCCCCUUUGACCCAGGCUCCGCCCCAACCUAUACCUGCUCCUGCCCCCCCUCCCACAGCCACUGAAAAUGGCAGCAUUAUCACACAAGUGUCCAACUCCACCCCUAACCCUGCAGGUCCCAACGCCCUGCCCCCAAACCGUGGGUUUCCACCCGGAGGCUUCGAGAGACCCCCAAGACGCCGGCGCCAUGGCCGCUCUCAGCACCAACAGGACAAGCCCCCACGCUUCAGGCGCCUGAAGGAGCGCGAGAAUGCAGCGCGCAUCAACGGAGGGGUGGGUGUGAUCGGGGCGGGACGGCCAUCCUCUCCCUCUGUUAAUGCUGUUACUGCUGAAACCAAUGGGGCCACAGUGCCCCCUUCAGGCAAUGCCCCGAACUCCAACCACAAUACCAAUAACCACCACCACCACCACUACAACCAGGGCCCCCACCACCAUGGGGCCAAGUCCCCAGACUUCACCAACCAGAACUCAGACCAGGCCAACGAGGAGUGGGAGACGGCCUCCGAGAGCAGCGACUUCACCGAGUUCAGAGAGCGCGACGCAGGGGGAAAGUACAACCCUCACGGGCACCACCCGGGGCGGGGUGGGCCCGGCAUCAAUGAUGUGUCGGGUAAAGAGCCCGCCUCCAACAAGAGAAGCUUCUCCAGCCAGAGGCCCGGCAUGGAGCGGCAGAACCGCAGGGUUACACCCGGAGGAGGGGGAGGGAAAGGCCCCCGCAUGCCCCCCGGAGGGGGCCCCGGGGGCAAUGGUAGUGGAAGAGGAGAGAAACGGGGAAACUGGCCCUCCCCCAAAAAUAGAAAGUGAUUCAUUUGAACAUUUCAGCCACACCUUUGUCCCGCAGAUGGAGUUGUACAGUUUGAGUUUCUCUCUGACCACGAUCACAACCGUCCGCUCGAUGUGAAUCUGUCUCUGGAGGACUGAAGCAUGUGGCUCUGAGGCGCUUGCUGCAUCGAAGCACAAAGAAAUCUGAAAACAUGGAACUCAUGCGAAAGUGUGGAGUGAAAAAGUGGGAAUAAUCAGCAGUGUUGGAUCUUUUAUAUUUAUGUACCAGUGUCUGUCUGCACCUCCGCGACACUAGGGGCAGUGCAGUGUCAUCUUUUAACAAGAACUAUGUAAAAUGUGUGUUUGUGACUUGUCUUUGUUCAGUUUCUACUUUAACAGAUCUAUUUCUUUUCAUCAUUUACAGCAGGUCAUUAAAAUAUCUUUUAUAAAACAAUCCCACAUUUUCUCCUCAGUUGGUCUAGACCACAGACAGUGGAUGCAUUGGACUGAAACUAGAGCCUGGUUGUAUGAAGUCAGGCUUUACUUACAAUAUUUUAGCUUUAAUGGAAGCUAGCUGGCUCUUUAUACAAACUUUGACUGGGGCUGUGACUUGAACAUUAUAUUAUAGUAUUUCUAUUUCCUAACAUUUUUAUGAAACUGAGAGCUGACCUUCAUGCUACUGGUAUUUCAGUCCAUUAAGCUUCUACUGUCUACCAUUAUAAACCAUUAUAAACUAAUAUUAUUUCAUGACUUAAUUCUUUAUUAGUUCUGCUAGUUCCCUUUAGCCACUGAUCUGCUGUUUUUUCAUUGCUUUUUGUCAGUCCAUUUUUAAAAUUCAAAGGCCUUUUUUCCCAAGCCUCUUCGUAGCAUCUCUCAACCUGCAGCAAACUGACAUUCAUUUACACGGACAAUAGUCUAACUUCCUCCCUCGUUUGAGUUUUGUUCACCAUUUGAGGACUGUAUUAAUCAACUCAGUGGCUUUUUCCUGACAAGCUAAUGUUAUUAUUUCACUUCAAAAAUAACUUCAGGUAAAACGUAGGAGACGAAUGAGUAAAAAUGAAAUGUCUGGUUUCAAAAUAUGUGUGUGACUUUCAUAGGAUUGUUUCAGUAUGUUCUUAUAAGCACUCCUUGUACAAUAACAUGCAUUCAGUUCCUUGGUUUGGCCUACUUUUAGGUUAUGAAUGCUUAAGAAAAAAAGUAGGCAAGACAUGCACGGAAGUUAGUGCUUUUUAUGGGGCUAAAUGAAUGCAACUUUGGACUUUUCGGGUGACCUUGCUAGUCGUCGCCUACAUUUCACCACACGGUUGUUGUUGUUUUUUCUUAUCCACUGCAAUGAAUAAUGCUAACCUCGAGUGUUCAUACAGAAAAAUACUGAAUUUGUGAUGUUGAAAAUAGUUAAAAUGUCCUAGAGUUGGAGAAGUGUGCACUCGCAAAUCACUGCUGUAAGUUGGGGUCUUGUUUCGUUUACCGACAACAGUUUUUUGGGAUGUCUCGCGUUGGGCAUUUUGGUGUGUGCGUGUAUGUGUGUAAAUGCGUAGAAUCCGUGUGUGUGCGGUUCUUCUUGGCGUCUCAAAUAAAUAAAGGAAUAAAAAUAUAAAACUCGGAUCUUGGGUGGGGACCAUGGGGUACAGUACAACAAUGUAAUGGCAAGCGCUUCUGUCAUGCUUGCCCAUCACUUAAUUUAAUAUUAUCCUGUAUAAUUGAUUGAAAUCUACUGUUCUCCUUAAAUACAUCCACGUACAUACAUCUGACAGUGUGUAUAUGUAAACUAAUUGAAGAAAAGCCGUUUUUAAAGCAGGCAGGUGACGUUUGAUAGAUUUCCUUUUUCACUUUUUUGACUUGAGAGCAUGAACACAGCUCGCCUUUGCCUGUUACCGGCCUAAACUCUGACUCUAGCUGUUUUAACACUGGCAGGUCAUGCAACAUCCCUCCUUAACUCCUUACUCAUGUUGAUGUGUGCAUUAUUGUAUGUAUAGCAGAAGAAAAAAUACAAAAACAAAGAGUAGUGUAUCUGAAAAAUACUCAAAAGAUUGUACUAUGUUUCCGGCCUUUUUACGGAAACGCUGAGUGGUGCGAGGUGUUUUAGCAUCUAUGGUUUUAUUAAUGAAAGCAUAAUAUACACACAUGUAUGUAUAUUGGUAUGUAUCUAAGUUUUCUUUUCUUUUGUGUCUACCCCAACUUACAUUCCCACAAACAAAUGUUGCCAUUUUAGUUCAAGGGAGCAAUGUACAAGCAGAGAAGUGUCUUAUUAUAAUAAAAGUUAUACAGAGAAGGCAAAGUUAAAUAAACUACUUUUGAUUUAAUGGAAA
This is a messenger RNA of Boleophthalmus pectinirostris (great blue-spotted mudskipper), 7677 nucleotides long. RefSeq names its product proline-rich coiled-coil 2A (gene prrc2a). The transcript is spliced from 16 exons. The record is from RefSeq and is a predicted model, not a curated record. NCBI's taxonomy places the organism in Eukaryota, Metazoa, Chordata, Actinopteri, Gobiiformes, Gobiidae. Gene Ontology annotation, biological process: cell differentiation. Bases 191 to 5410 code for a protein of 1739 amino acids.